UCAGUCGACAUUUAACGUCAAAAUUGGAUGCUUUUCGAUUAUCGUUAUAAUUAUUAUAGUUUUUGUGGUCUAAUUGUGUACAAACAGUAAUUUUUAAGUGUUAAUUUAACUGAACUAUAAUAGUUUUUGUGUCUAAGUGAAUAAUUUAAUGUAAAUAGUGAUUAUAAUAAGAAAAACAAAUUGUCGUUAUAACGCCGGUGUCCUAAUAAAGCUUCAAUAUGUUUUCAAUAAAAUAAUACCAGGAAGAAAAAAACUCCCAUCAAGAUAGGGAGAAUUUAGUAGAUUUUCUUAAUUUUUAUUUGACUGUUCAAGUUUUGUCCAUCACAUCUAUUUGUAUAGGUUUGUAAGAUAGUUUAUUUGAUCAAAUAACUAUGGAGACCAGAGUUCGUUCCAGUAUGAUACAAUUUGUUACCCUUUUGAAGUUUAUGGAAGAGCAUGGAGACAUAACUAGGCUCCGUGGUGGACCUCAAACCAGACGUAAAGCAAAACGUUUGUGGCGGGAACUAACUCUGACAUUGAACGCAGUUGAUAAUGUAAGACAGAAGAGCCCGGAUAAAUGGAAAAAGGUCUGGACCGAUUGGAAAUCAAAAACGAAGAGGAAGGCACGCUCCUUACGGCAAGCCAAUGCUGAUAGUAGACCGACUGGAGAGUUGAUGCUCACGCCAUUGGAGAGGAGGAUACUGGCGGUGCCCUCACCCUGGGAGAUCAAGCAGGAGACCGAGGAGGUAUUAGAUGAGGAGGAGCUUGAGGAGCAGGAGGAUAAUAGUCCACAACAUUCGGUGACUGCAAAACAGUCUGAUGAAGAACUGUCAGCUUCCGAAGAUGCAGCAUCAGAUAUGGACCAAACAGAAUCACCAACAGAUGUAAAACCACCCACACAUAGCCGAUCGACAACAAAAUCGACAAGAACUCUAUACAAUAUGAGAUCUCGCCUAAAAUCAGAUCCGUCCACAAGAUCACCUGGAAAAUCAAAUACAGGUCUAGAAAAAGUACUGGAUCAGUUCGCUUCUAUAGAGUUGAGGCGUCUACAAGCCGAGGAGGAGAGAAAUAGACUGCAACAUGAGAGGGAGACCCGAUGGAUCGAAGUGGAGAGUGAGAGGAAUGACCUAUUGAGAUCUCUUGUGAAUAUCGCGAGAUCCUGGUUAGAUUUUCACACGGAUCCCUUGAAUAAUAGGAGUUCCUCUCAAGAAACAUGAUGGCGAGCUAGCUAUGCUCGCCGUCCGCAGGCCUGUGUUUACGGUGGCCGGAGAUCGUCUCGCGAUCGCCAUGUGAAGC
This is a messenger RNA of Spodoptera litura, 1275 nucleotides long. RefSeq lists its product as uncharacterized. NCBI's taxonomy places the organism in Eukaryota, Metazoa, Arthropoda, Insecta, Lepidoptera, Noctuidae. Gene Ontology annotation, cellular component: nucleus. The record is from RefSeq and is a predicted model, not a curated record.